CCCCUCUAGAUAAAGAGACACAGCUUUGGUUUCAGGACGAAGAAAAACAGGGAUUUUGUAAGCGGGGAAUUGGCCAAAUUAAGCGUAAUCAUGUUGUUGUUAUAUCACUCUCACAUCUGGCCCCAGGGUGAUUGCCCGGGUCACGUCCGCCGUGCCUGCUGUCAGUGCGAUCAGCCCCGGGGUGACAGGAAGCGCGCUGUCGCUGUGGUCAGUCGAUCCAGUGCGCACUAACCAUGCCUCCGGCACGGCCCGGAGCGCCAAACUUUCACCAACAACGCUCGGACGCCUGUAAGACCGUGAAGGUGAAAAAAGAACAGAGGGGGCAGUCAGUUUGUCCCGUUACUGUAAGUGCUGCUGAAGACUGGUACUCUGCUGCCAAAUCUGGUGACUGAGCCUCCCGUCUGUCUAUCUGUGUGUGAGUGUGAUUGUCUUAUCCUGGGGUCCCAAGGCUUUGCACUGGCUGAACUGCAGCCAUGGAGGUGGCCCUGGUAGACUUUGAGAGCCUGGAUGACCUUGAUGUCAGCCUUGGGGAUGAGGUGGACACUUAUGCUGAUGAGACCACAGCUCUCACGGUGGACCUGCCCCCAGAGCACAACAGCCCAGGCAGCAACUACCAUCUGCGAGCCCCUCAGCUUUCCUCUUCGCCUUCCCAUCAUAGUCCUGUGCCCUCUUGCAUUUGGGAAUCCACUUCAUCUUCGCCCAUUCCACAGACACAGACUCUGGGAGUACCCCAGUCCCCAACGAUGCCAACUCCAACUAGGCGGGGGCGCAGUAGCUGCGCAAGCAUGAUCUCCAACUGGAAAUUGCUACUGAGCAGUGAGGGCACUAAGGAGAGUGAGACAAUCUUCAGUCGGCUCGCUAAGGAGUGCUGCGAGGAUCUGUUUGUAGAUAAACGAGGGCUGGAUGAUGGAGACCAGAAAGUCAUCAUCAACAUUGCUGGUCUUCGAUUUGAGACGCAGCUCAAAACCUUGGACCAGUUUCCUGACACACUGCUAGGAGACCCUUUUAAAAGAAUGGACUACUUUGAUCCAAUGAGGAACGAAUACUUCUUUGAUCGGAACCGACCCAGUUUUGACGGGAUAUUGUAUUACUACCAGUCAGGGGGUAAGGUCAGACGACCAGCUAAUGUUCCCCUUGAUGUGUUUGCAGAUGAAAUUUUGUUCUAUGAGCUUGGAAACGAGGCCAUGGAGCAGUUCAGAGAAGAUGAAGGAUUCAUAAAAGACGUUGAGAUCCCUCUACCUGUUAAUGAUGUGUAUAGACAAUUCUGGCUGCUGUUUGAGUACCCGGAGAGCUCCAAUGCAGCGCGGGGUGUAGCACUAGUGUCUGUUUUUGUUAUCGUCAUAUCCAUCAUUAUUUUCUGCAUGGAAACUCUUCCAGAAUUCAGAGAUGACUCUGACCCAGUUGUGCCCACACCUGUACAAUCUUUCAACCAAUCCAGUGGUUACUCCUCUGUGGCUCCACCUAGUGCGAAGCCCACAACUUUCUCCGAUCCCUUCUUCAUCAUUGAGACUGCCUGCAUCGCUUGGUUCUUCUUUGAGCUGUGUGUGCGAUUUUUGGUCUGUCCUAGCAAAAAGGAAUUUUUCCACAACCUCAUGAACAUCAUUGACAUUAUAUCCAUCAUCCCCUAUUUUGUUACUGUGGUUACAGAAUUGGUCACAACGCCAGAAGAGAGCUCAGGACAGAACAUGUCUUUGGCCAUUCUUCGUAUCAUCCGCCUUGUCAGGGUGUUUCGUAUAUUCAAACUCUCCCGUCACUCCAAGGGGUUGCAGAUCCUGGGUCAGACUUUGAAGGCCAGUAUGCGUGAGCUUGGCUUGCUCAUCUUCUUCCUCUUCAUUGGAGUCAUCCUCUUCUCCAGUGCUAUCUACUUUGCUGAGGUAGAUGAGCCUAACACACAGUUUGUCAGCAUACCCGAUGGCUUCUGGUGGGCUGUGGUUACCAUGACCACUGUAGGCUACGGGGACAUGUGUCCCAUUACCAUGGGGGGUAAGAUGGUGGGCACCUUGUGUGCCAUCGCGGGUGUGCUGACCAUUGCUUUGCCUGUUCCUGUUAUUGUUUCCAACUUCAACUACUUCUACCACAGAGAGACAGAAGCAGAGGACAAGUUGCCUUUGGCAGAUGCGCUUGAGGAAGCCAUGAAGACUGAGACAAGUACCAAACAGGGUAGCAGCACCUCACUCAAUAUAGCCAAUGGCAUCUGGCAGAGUGACAAAGGGAUAUAACUGUCGAAGGAGGAGGGGAGGAGGAGAGACUUUGCCACAAAGCAAGGGAGAAAUAUUAAAGAAGAGAAUAAAGAGGAAAUUAACUGUUAUGAUUUCCUUUUAAAAAAAAAAAAAGGUUAAAUGAGACAUUUUGUUUGUACCUACUGAUACUAAAUAUGUUUUAUAAUGAUAUACAGGACAUACCGUACUUACCUCUUUGGUGUCUAUUAUGGAAACGACACGUUGAAAAUAACAGACAAGCGGAAGAAUUCCAUCCAUAGUCAUGUUCAGGAUUGUAUGUCGACAUAUUUCAAAUGCACUUUGUGUUAGGACUCUUCUUUUAGUUGCAUAGAAGCAGAACAAAUCCAUCAUUGUCAUAAUUCAGCACUAUGUAUGUUUAAAGCUGUAUUUUUAUAAUCUUGGUCUUAUUUUUAUUGUCUUGGCCAAUAAACCUAAUGCUUAUAAAAUGAGAUUGAGAUUUUGGGCAAUAUAAAAGUUAAAUCCUGCAAGCCAAAAUGUUGAUCUGAUCAUAAGUGUUAACUGCAUUGCUGAGCUACUUCUUGGUUCAUCUUAUAGGACUGACCUUUCUGCUGCUGGAAAAGCUGACAAAUCAUUAGAUUUUUAUGAUGAGUUAUUGGUUAUGGAAAGGUGAGCAUUGUGUUUGUGCAGCCCACAAUUUCUAACCAAAGCGAAACUGUAACUGAGAUUGAUAUCGGACAGUUUGGGUAAUGCCUUUUAUCGCUCAUCUUCUUCAAAACAGUUGCUUGAUGCAUAUGGUCUGUGGCGCCCAGUAGAUGCUGCUGCUGUCUGCGGAUGAACUGUGCAAAAUAAUAACUGAUAGGGAUGUUGGCCAACCAUACAGAAAAAUGAGACCAAGGUUGUUAAAAAGGCUUUAAAAAAACACCAAAAAAAACCCCAAACACAAUUUUCCUAUAAAUGUCUGAAUGUGUAACUUGUGUAUUGUGUGUAGAUUAUAGCCCUGCUGUAUUUAUUAGUUCAAAAAUGUAUCACAGUUCUGUUGUAUCUAUUCAUUCUCUCUGAUAAGUAGCAUGGGUAAGAAUCCUCCACUAUUAAUGGCGGUCUAACUGACUCCACGCUAUGUAUUAUAAUGGAGUGCCUUAAAUUAUGUAUUUGUCAUACUGUUGAAUUUGCCAUACAUAAUCUUACUGUAACACCUAUGUUCAUCAUGGAUAAAUACGUAUUUUUGUUUUCAGCUUGGUUGAAAAUGUAGAAGUUAAAACCUUUCUCCAUUCUAGCGUUUGUUUGUGUGUAUGAGUUCUUUUCCAAAAUUCUGUCAAACUAAGAAAAGAAAUGCAUUCUGACCUGAAACACAACCUAACAUAGCCAAACUUUGUGAGGCAGAGUCUAUCCUUCAAAAUUUGGAUUUCAUGCUAUUAACAUCAUCAUUAUCAUCCAUCAGUGGAUAUUUUAUUGAGCGAGUAAAACUAACAGUUACACCAUUAUUAGAAAAUUAUGAAAAAACACAUGAAGUGAAAAAGAGGAAGAAGAAGCCAAAGAUAAUUGCUUUAUACAGGGGAUAAAGGGAACUGUUGCAGGGCCAGGAGACAUUAGACGAAAAUGUCCCAUGAUCCGUCUUAUUUUGUAGGCAUAAGGCGGAAAAUGAUGCUGCAGCAGUGCAAUGUGAGUAUUUCUUUCAUUAGGUUUUUCUGAAUAUAAAAAUCUUGGAAAGUAAAUCCAGACUCCAGGAAUACAAUAUAAUCUCAAACUGGUUGAGCAUACCAUUAUAUGCAUUUGUAUGUGUUUCCUGUGUUUGACAACCAACUUCAAGAGGAUAAUGAUUAUUACAGUGAUUAUACAGUAUGUCCGUUUUUAUGAUAUCGUCACUCUCUCGUCUGUGAAGCCACAGUUGUGCAAUGAUUCAGAAGUAGACUGGCCUGAGCUGACCUGUGUCGUCAUGGCUACAGCAGAUGAGGGUUUAUUACAACAAGACCAUGACACUGUAUUUGUGUUUGGAUGUAUGAUAGCAUUUCAGUAUAUGAUUUACUGUUAUGUGGAUGCAAUAUAUUCUGAAAUUUUAAA
Messenger RNA from Seriola aureovittata, 4238 nucleotides. It is a transcript of the gene kcna10a, whose product is annotated as potassium voltage-gated channel, shaker-related subfamily, member 10a. Lineage: Eukaryota; Metazoa; Chordata; Actinopteri; Carangiformes; Carangidae. Gene Ontology annotation, cellular component: voltage-gated potassium channel complex; membrane. Gene Ontology annotation, biological process: potassium ion transmembrane transport; protein homooligomerization. The record is from RefSeq and is a predicted model, not a curated record. The transcript is spliced from 2 exons. Gene Ontology annotation, molecular function: protein binding; delayed rectifier potassium channel activity. The coding region runs from base 474 to 2219 and encodes 581 amino acids.